Molecule: messenger RNA, 1639 nt
Organism: Clarias gariepinus (North African catfish)
Lineage: Eukaryota; Metazoa; Chordata; Actinopteri; Siluriformes; Clariidae
Gene: ppp1r11
Product: protein phosphatase 1, regulatory (inhibitor) subunit 11
Exons: 3
Coding region: 297-668 (123 amino acids)
Cellular component (GO): nucleus
Molecular function (GO): protein phosphatase 1 binding; protein serine/threonine phosphatase inhibitor activity
Source: RefSeq, a predicted model, not a curated record
UAAAUGUUUCCCCCCCUCCGAUCUGCUGUUAGGGAGUGCAGAUUCAUCCGACUCCAGCGAAUUAGCCGAGCUGCUGUUUUUAUGUUGUUAUUUAUUUUUAAAUUUUGUGUAUUAUCUCGUAACGGAAUCAGGACUGAGUGAGGGAGUGAGGUGUGUGUGAUUUCGCUGCACGUCGAAAAAACACGUCGCGGUUAAUAGAUUGACAGGAAACUGGGCGUGAAAGUGAGCUAGCUUAGCCUCUCUGAGUGAGUGAGUGUGUGUGAGAGAGAGAGUGCUAGCUAACGGUGCUAACUGCUAUGGCGGAGCUAGCAGGGCCGUCCAGUGAGACGAUAACGGAGACGGUGCAGACGGGGACACCGCCGCCGCCCCAGCAGGAAGGAAGGAGCUUGACCAUCAAGCUUCGAAAGAGGAAGACCGAUAAAAAGGUGGAGUGGUCCAGCGACACGGUGGAUAACGAGCACAUGGGACGGCGAUCCUCCAAGUGCUGCUGCAUUUACGAGAAGCCCCGACAGUUCGGCGAAUCCUCUACAGAGAGCGAAGGGGAGGACGAGGAAGGAUGCGGUAGCGCGCACUGCAUCCUCGGACACGGGAAAGGACACGGACAGAAAGGAGGAGGAGGAAGCGAAGGCGCUACGCCCCCGAGCUCCGGCGGAACAAACCCUCACUAAUUUACAGCGAAAGAGGAGCAAGCCGGUGGCAGAAAGGAAACUCCUCCGGGGACAGGGGGACACGUUCACAGUUUCACAUCACGUCGAAAUAAAGUCACCGCGUUGCUGUGUUUCAAAUUGUGUUUUCAAUGCAGAGUGGGAGCUUUUAGUUUGUGCACAGUUUUUGUUUUUUUUAUUUCCAUCCUUGUGAUUAGAGCGAAAACUUCUGAAUGCUGUGGAGAUUUAGUUUUUUGAUUUGCUGUAUAUAAGAUAUGGGUUUUAAUUGUUUCUUUCUAUUUUUCCUGUAAAGUAUUUCUAUUUAUUUGUCUGCAACAUUCAAGAUCAUUUCUGUCGUUAUACAUUCUCCUUUUAAUGCAAGUAGAAGUAAAGUAUCAAGAUGCACUGAAUCCGGUGAUUAUAGUUCAAAAAAAUAUAAUAAUAAUAAUAAUAAACUCCAGAUUAUUUUAGCUGAUGAUUUCGAGAGCAGGGUCCAUCAUUCCUAAUAAUUGAGGUUGAACAAGGCCAAGGUGCGCUGAUAAACCAGCUGGAGUAGAAAGACACGGACGUGGUAAAGAUUUAAUACGCUGCUUUUCUCGUAAAAGUUUUUCACAGAACAAGGUUAAUGUUUCGUGCUUAUUUUUUUUCCCUCUCUCUUUCUGGUUUCCGUAAACACGGUGAACCAUUUCUCAUCGUCAUCACGUUUCCUAGUGACACUACUGAUUCUUUUCCGACAAUCAGACAAGUAAAGCUAAUAAUAAAGGCAUUGUGCAUGUACAGUACACAUACUAACGGCAGGAAGCUUCACCGGAGAAAUAAGACGUCUAGUAUCGCCUGAACCGUGUUAUCGGCUGUGCUCUGUAAAUUUUCGGGGGGAAAAAUAAAAAGGUUGAAAGGAGCGAAGGAGAUGAUGUUGGAAAGAGUAACCAUGUGAGAAGUAUUGUAAACUCCCAGUGAUGUCAGCAUGUUCAGUAAUAAACUGAUUUAAAAAAAAA